Molecule: messenger RNA, 2470 nt
Organism: Lemur catta (Ring-tailed lemur)
Lineage: Eukaryota; Metazoa; Chordata; Mammalia; Primates; Lemuridae
Gene: SLC52A3
Product: solute carrier family 52 member 3
Exons: 5
Coding region: 116-1513 (465 amino acids)
Biological process (GO): riboflavin transport
Cellular component (GO): plasma membrane
Molecular function (GO): riboflavin transmembrane transporter activity
Source: RefSeq, a predicted model, not a curated record
GCACAGCUGCCGCCACCCGGGGCUGGCAGCCGGCUGGGAGCACACGGCACUGUGGCGGGCCCCGCUGCAGACUGACCUGGGAAGCAGUGGCCUCUAGCCCAGGGGGGACCCCGCCAUGGCCCUCCUGAUACACCUGCUGGUCUGCAUCUUCGGAAUGGGUUCCUGGGUAGCCAUCAACGGGCUCUGGGUCGAGCUGCCCCUGCUGGUGACGGAGCUGCCCGAGGGCUGGGAGCUGCCCUCCUACCUCACAGUGGUCAUCCAGUUGGCCAACAUCGGCCCCCUCCUGGUCACCCUGUUCCAUCACUUCCGGCCCGGCUGCCUUUCUGAGGUGCCCAUCAUCUUCAUCUUGCUGGGGGUGGGCACCAUCGCCUGUGUCCUCUUCGCCUUCCUCUGGAACGUGACCUCCUGGCUACUGGGUGGCUCCCACAGCAUCGCCUUUAUAGUCCUCACCUUCUUCCUGGCCCUGGUGGACUGUACCUCUUCGGUCACCUUUCUGCCCUUCAUGAACCGGCUGCCCACCCAAUACCUCACCACCUUCUUUGUGGGCGAAGGGCUCAGCGGCCUCCUGCCCGCCCUGGUGGCUCUUGCCCAGGGCUCGGGUCUCACCACCUGCGUCAACGUCACUGAGGUGUCAGACGUCACGCCAAGCCCCAUGACCACCAGGGAAACCAACGUCACACAGGGAGUUCUCAGCACCCUGGCGUCAGCCCUCCCGGGGAGGACGGCCCCCGCAGUGCGGCUGGAGAGCCGCUACCUCCCGGCGCACUUCUCGCCCCUGGUCUUCUUCCUCCUGCUGUCCUGCAUGAUGGCCGGCUGCUUUGUCGCGUUCUUUCUCCUCCAGCGCCAACGCAGGCGCUGGGAAACGUCCGCAGAGGACCUCAUCAACUCCCAGAUCACCCUCCGCUCCAUCUCGCCCCGGGAGCAGAAGGACGUGGGCCCCCCAGACAGCAGCCAGGGCCAGGAGCACGGGGAGAAGGCGGCCCCCGACUCCCCCGCUCGCCUGGCCUUCAUCUACACCCUGGUGGCCUUUGUGAACGCGCUCACCAACGGCGUGCUGCCCUCCGUGCAGACCUACUCCUGCCUGUCCUACGGGCCUGUCGCCUACCACCUGGCCGCCACACUCAGCUCCAUGGCCAACCCUCUCGCCUCCUUCCUCUCCAUGUUCCUGCCUAACAGGUCUCUGCCAUUCCUCGGGGUCCUCACAGUGCUCGGGACCAGCUUUGGAGCCUACAACAUGGCCAUGGCUGUGAAGAGCCCCUGCCCCCUCCUGCAGGACCACUGGAGUGGGGACGUCCUCAUUGUGGCCUCGUGGGUGCUGUUCAUCGGCUGCCUGAGCUACGUCAAGGUGAUGCUGGGCGUGAUCCUGCGCGACCGCAGCCGCAGCGCCCUCCUGUGGUGCGGGGCGGCGGUGCAGCUGGGCUCGCUGCUCGGGGCGGUGCUCAUGUUCCCGCUGGUCAACGUGCUGCGGCUCUUCGUGUCUGCCGACUUCUGCAACCUGCGCUGCCCCGCCUAGGCCGGACACCCACCCCGCCCCGUCACCGAGUCCUGCAAACUGCGACCCAGAGAGGCAAGGGAUGUGCCCAAGGGCACGGAGCAAGCAAGUGGUGGGAGCAGGGAGGCAGAGCCCGAGUACUGAACGAGGAACGCUGAACACCCAUUAGGGAUCUUGAGGAAUGUCCUAGGCUUCCUAUGGGACCUGGAGGACUCUAUCACAGUGCCUGUGUCUCCACCGCUUCACAUCUUUCCUUUGACUCUUGAGAGAGAACUGAUUUGCAGCAUCCAGCUGGAGCCCACUGAGGAUGUUAGACAGCAAACAGCUGGGAGGGUGAGCUGUUCCUUGAAAGCUGUGUGGCGUCGGGGAGGUCACUUGACUUCUCUGUGCUUCUGUUUCCUCAUCCAUAAAAUGGGGAUUAUAAGAAAGAGCACCUACCUCAUAGGCUUGGCCCAAGGAUAAAACGGUGAAGCACCCAGCAUGCGGCGAGCCCUCCUGGGCGCUUCCUGAUCUGACACCCCACAGUAAUAACAAGAGUGGCAAUGAACACGACCUAGAAGUGGCCAGAGGGGUUGAGAGAGGGCCCCUGCCCUCUGUCCCUUUUCCCUCAUCCUCACGGAGGCGCUCCUACAAGACAGAUGGCUAAUGGUAGAAUCUUGGGCACCUUGGAUUUCUAAUCCCCAGUAUCGAGGGACAUUGUACCCCCUACACACCUUCCUGUCAUCCUUCCUGGCGCAUGAAGCCCUACUCCUUGGAGAGUAAGUGCCCUGCUGGGAGGCAGAGCUGAUUGGAGCGAGCCAGCCCCAACUCCUAAAAGUGAACUCCCUGCCGGAGUUCACUAACUCCAGGCUGCGGCCUGGACACUGAGGACCCUUGGACACAGUUUCCUCAACUGGAGGGGAAAGGGGCGACAGUUAUUUUGCUUUACUUUUUGUCUUUCUUUUUUUAAAAUAAAGAUAUUCUCUGCUUUUGCACAGA